This is a messenger RNA of Agrilus planipennis (emerald ash borer), 1780 nucleotides long. RefSeq names its product WD40 repeat-containing protein SMU1 (gene Smu1). The transcript is spliced from 11 exons. Gene Ontology annotation, biological process: mRNA splicing, via spliceosome. Gene Ontology annotation, molecular function: protein binding. The record is from RefSeq and is a predicted model, not a curated record. Gene Ontology annotation, cellular component: precatalytic spliceosome. Bases 124 to 1656 code for a protein of 510 amino acids. Lineage: Eukaryota; Metazoa; Arthropoda; Insecta; Coleoptera; Buprestidae.
UUAGAGCUAACUUUAGGUUAGUAAAUGAUUAGUAGGGUGUACUUUAAUUAGGGUUAUAAUUUGUUGCUAAAUAUUUAAAUGUAAAAUUAUUCAUUUUACUGCCUUUUUAAACUUCGAUUAAAAAUGUCCAUCGAAAUAGAGUCUGCAGAUGUGAUUCGUCUCAUACAGCAAUAUUUAAAAGAGUCAAAUCUAAUAAGGACUUUACAGACUCUCCAGGAGGAAACUGGAGUAUCACUGAACACGGUAGAUAGUGUAGAUGGCUUUUGCAAUGACAUAAAUAAUGGCCACUGGGACACUGUUUUGAAAGUUAUUCAGUCUCUUAAACUGCCAGAUAAAAAGUUAAUAGAUUUAUAUGAGCAAAUUGUUUUGGAGCUUAUAGAGCUGAGGGAAUUAGGGGCAGCUAGGUCUCUCCUCAGACAAACUGAUCCUAUGAUUAUGUUAAAACAAAAUGAACCUGAACGUUACAUACAUCUAGAGAAUUUAUUGGCUAGAUCAUACUUUGAUCCACGUGAAGCUUAUCCUGAUGGUAGUAGUAAGGAAAAACGUAGGGCUGCUAUUUCCCAUGCAUUAUCAGGAGAAGUAUCUGUGGUACCCUCCUCAAGGUUGUUAGCUCUUCUUGGACAGGCUCUCAAAUGGCAACAACAUCAAGGACUAUUGCCCCCAGGUACUACAAUUGAUUUGUUCAGAGGAAAGGCUGCUAUUAGGGAACAAGAAGAUGAACAGUACCCAACACAAAUGGCAAAACAGAUUAAGUUUGGUCAGAAAUCUCAUGUGGAAUGUGCCAGAUUUUCUCCUGAUGGACAAUAUUUGGUAACUGGAAGUGUUGAUGGUAUUAUAGAGGUAUGGAACUUUACCACUGGUAAAGUAAGAAAGGAUUUGAAGUACCAGGCACAGGAUAAUUUUAUGAUGAUGGAACAUGCAGUUCUGUGCAUGGCAUUUUCAAGGGACAGUGAAAUGUUAGUAACAGGUUCUCAACAGGGAAGAAUUAAAGUUUGGAGAAUAAGCACAGGUCAAUGUCUUCGUAAAAUUGAAAAAGCUCAUACCAAAGGCAUUACUUGUCUACAAUUUUCAAGGGAUAACAGUCAAGUUUUAAGUUCUUCUUUUGACUGUAUGAUUAGAAUGCAUGGCCUAAAAUCUGGUAAAGUUCUUAAAGAAUUUAGGGGGCACAGUUCUUUUGUAAAUGAGGUGGUUUUUACACAAGAUGGUCAUAAUAUUUUAAGUGCAUCUUCUGACGGUACUGUUAAGGUUUGGAGUAUUAAAACGACCGAAUGUAUUAGCACUUUUAAGGCUUUAGGGGCCAGCGACAUUCCUGUAAAUAAUAUACACAAUUUCCCAAAAAAUCCUGAGCAUUUUGUUAUUUGCAAUCGAAGCAAUACUGUGGUCAUAAUGAACUUACAAGGACAGAUUGUGAGGUCUUUUGCUAGUGGAAAAAGAGAAGGUGGUGACUUUGUUUGUUCUUCUGUAUCCCCCAGGGGUGAUUGGAUCUAUUGUAUAGGAGAAGAUAUGGUUUUGUACUGUUUUUCAACAACAUCUGGGAAAUUAGAGAGAACCUUGAAUAUUCACGAAAAAGAUGUAAUUGGUAUUGCUCAUCACCCCCAUCAAAAUCUAAUUUGUACAUACAGUGAAGAUGGAUUAUUAAGAUUAUGGAAACCAUAAAAUAUAAUUGUUUAUUUUUAUUUAAUAAUUUUAAUUGCAUUAAUUGAAUUGAAUGUAUUAAUUGAACUCCUAGAAGGUUGACUGAUAUUUUUUACUAAUUAAAUAAAAAUCGUGUGAAAUAUUA